Messenger RNA from Miniopterus natalensis, 3228 nucleotides. It is a transcript of the gene ANKEF1, whose product is annotated as ankyrin repeat and EF-hand domain containing 1. Gene Ontology annotation, molecular function: protein binding. Lineage: Eukaryota; Metazoa; Chordata; Mammalia; Chiroptera; Miniopteridae. The record is from RefSeq and is a predicted model, not a curated record.
AGGAGGGCUGGGGUCGCCCGGCCCCCCGCAGGUCGAGGCUCCCGGAGGCCUGGACACCCGUGGCUCCUGAUCACCCCCACGACUGAGAGUAUUUGUUUUGGUCCACAAAAGCAUUUUCAAGAAGCUGAUCAAGUAUGGCUUUAGCAGACAGAAGACUUGAGAACCUGCAGAUCUACAAAGUUCUUCAGUGUGUUCGGAACAAAGACACGAAGCAGAUAGAGAAGCUGAUCAGACUUGGUUACCCUGAACUGAUCAACUUCACAGAUCCUGUCGAUGGGCAGAGCGCCCUGCACUUGGCCUCGGUGUCCAAUGACAUUGAUAUGGUCAGCUUCCUCCUCAGCCUCGGUGCUCACCCCGACGUGAAAGACAGAAUGGGCUGCACUCCGGCAAUGAGGGCCGCCGAACUGGGCCAUGAAUUGUCCAUGGAAAUAUUAGCGAAGGCCAAGGCGGAUAUGACAUCAGUUGAUAAUGAAGGAAAAGGUGUUUUGUUUUACUGCAUUUUACCUACCAAGAGGCACUACCGCUGUGCGUUGAUUGCCCUGGAACACGGCGCCGAUGUCAACAAUUCUUCCUACGAGGGAAAGCCCGUGUUCCUGAAAGCUUGCGAAGAAGCCCAUGACAUUAAAGAAAUGUGCUUGACAUUUUUGGAAAAAGGAGCCAAUCCAAAUGCUAUCAACUCAUCCACAGGGCGCACGGCUUUGAUGGAAGCGUCGAGGGAAGGAGUGAUCGAGCUAGUCCGAGGGAUCCUGGAAAGAGGAGGUCAGGUGAACGCGUUCGAUAACGAGAGACAUCACGCUGCACAUUUCGCUGCCAAAGGAGGCUUUUUUGAUAUAUUGAAGCUGCUUUUUGCCUACAACGGAGACAUGGGGCUGAUCGCAAUGAAUGGGAACACACCACUUCAUUACGCUGCCAUGGGUGGUUUCGCAGAUUGCUGUAAAUAUAUAGCUCAGCGAGGAUGUGACCUGAAAUGGAAGAAUUUAGACCAUAAGACGCCCAGGGCUGUGGCUAAGGAAGGCGGCUUCAAACUAGCAGGCAAAGAAAUACGGCGGGCGGAGAGAAUCGCCAACAGACUGGCCAAGCCGGGGGUCAAAAACCCGAAUCCCCUCUGGGCCCUUCGACUUCACGACUGGUCGGCAGAGUACGAGGCCUUCCUGCGGGAGGCCCUGUCGUUUGUGGACAGGGGCAACGGGACCGUCGGCAAGGAGGACUUCGUGAUGGUGCUGGAGGAGAGGCAGGAGUUCGUGACCUCGGACCAGCUGUCUCUCGUAGCCCAGCUUCAUGAGAAGGUCCGGGGCGCGGGCGUCAACAUCAACGAUUUCUUCAAGGGAACCAAAUACCUGAGCAAGUCUUUCGUCCUGGGAUCCUAUGGGCCUAAAAGAAAGAAGAAGGGGCUAGCCAAGAAGGCCAAGAAAGGCAAGUUCGUUCUCCCCCUCCCCAUCUGUGUGAUCCCCAACGACGCGUUCCCACGCCGCAGCGACGGCGGGCCUCCCUAUUACAUGAUUGAAACCUACUCCAACGUCACGGACUGCAAUCGGUUCAACCGGGAUCGCCCCCCCGAACACCCCAUCCAGGACGACUCUGCUUGGUACAUCGAUGACUCCGGGAAGGUAUUUUCGAAUAUUAACUUUAUCACCAAGGCAGGGGACCUAGCUUCUCUGAAGAAGGCGUUCGAGUCAGGAAUACCCGUGGAUAUGAAGGAUAAUUAUUACAAAACCCCGCUGAUGACUGCUUGUGCGACUGGAAACAUAGAUGUGGUCAAGUUUCUUCUUGAAAAAGGGGCUAACGUUAAUGCAACAGAUAAUUUUCUGUGGACUCCGCUUCAUUUUGCAUGCCAUACGGGCCAACAAGAUAUUGUUGAGCUUCUUGUAAAACAUGGAGCCAUGAUAGAUGCAAUGUCAAUCAACAACUCGACUCCUUUAAGUAGAGCCAUUGAGAGCUGUAGACUGGAUACUGUCAAAUACCUACUUGAUAUUGGUGCUAAAUUCCAGCUGGAAAAUAGAAAAGGGCACACUGCCAUGGAUAUUGCAAAGGCAUACGCUGACUAUAGAGUAAUUAGUUUGAUUAAAGAAAAGCAAGAUAACUUGCCAAAACCAGCAGACGCCCAAAAACUGAAAGGCAAGCCACCUCUUAAAGUGAAAACUGAAGGUCCUGAAAUUAAGAAAGAAGAGGAACCACUUUCAUUGGUUUAUACCGUACCAACCAUAUUGGAGACAAAGAAAAUGCAUAAGGAUAAUGUAGUUCAUCUCAACUCAUUGAUUACCAGUGGUUAUACCAAGAAAGUGGAUAUCACAUUUACUCCACGGAGGAUCUGGAGUCCUGAAGCUACAACAGCAGAGCUGAUCAGAAAGAGGGAGCUGCGGAGGGAGAGGUUCACUUACGAGGUGGACUUUGAAGACUUCAUGAUGCCCUUUCAGAAGAACAUUACCGAAAAAGCUCGAGCAUUGGAAGCUACUUUCAAGAACUAGAUCACAGAAGUUGCUUCUUGGGUUAAACAUUUCAAGGCCCAGGGACCGAACUUUGGAGAAGGUAGAUAUUUCCACCAAAGCCAAAGCAAUCCACAAAUUAAGUAUUUGUAACCAAAUAUUUGUUUUUGCUUUAACAACUAUAAAUAUUCUGAGCUGUCCCCCAAUCUUCUUUAAGAUUGUAGUGGAAUAAAUGGCAUUUUGGUUAUAAACAUAACAUUAAUGUCAAAGAACUUACCAAAUGUACACCAUUAUGUUUGCUAAAGACGUAAUUCUGGGAACUGAUGAGAACAGUUUAAUAUUGGGGGAGAGGAGGAGCUUUGAGUCCAUGAAGGAAGGAGUUUGUUUCUCACACAUCCUCCUAAGUGAUGUGUGUUGGGUUAAGUAAACUUUGACACCUCUGGCAGACACUGUCAGCACUUCACCCAUUUCUCCCCUGCUGUGGGACUGUAGCAUUCUCAGGCCUGACUUCCAGAGGCUGGAAGGCUACCCCUGCACUUAAACUGGUAGGGGCCAAAGUACAGGGGCAUGAGCGCCUCCUGGAAGCAGCCCCCAAGCAGUGACUGAACAGAUUCAGUGUGUAACACCCCAGCUCCCUCACCGUUCAGGUGGGUUAUUCUAAAGUGCAUGUUCUCACUGACUUCUAGAGCUUCACAGGGGGAUUAAGAUGAAGACGCCCACAGUGGAGAUUUCUGUGGCCCCCCCUUCUCCUCCCUGUCUUCUCACUUUUCUCCACCCCUCUGGUCUUUAUCGAGAUCACUUCCCA